Molecule: messenger RNA, 909 nt
Organism: Knipowitschia caucasica
Lineage: Eukaryota; Metazoa; Chordata; Actinopteri; Gobiiformes; Gobiidae
Source: the annotation of a GenBank genome assembly
AUGGAUUACAGCGCAGAUCAGAGUGGGUUCAGACAGCGUAAGUUACAACCAAACAUUCUUGCACGGAAUAGCUCGAUGGACGCGUCAGAUGCUAGCCAGCUGUUUGAAGACACAAGUGGAGCUCGCCAUGGAUCACAAGCAGGAUACAAGCCGCAGACUGGGGACCACGGGUUCCCUGGUUUCUCUGACCCCAUGUCUAACCUGGCCAUGGCCUAUGGCAGCUCACUGGCAACUCAGGGGAAGGAGUUAAUGGACAAGAACCUGGAUAGGUUUAUUCCCAUUUCAAAGCUCAAAUACUACUUUGCUGUGGACACGGUCUAUGUGGGAAAGAAACUAGGCCUCCUUGUUUUCCCCUACAUGCAUGAGAACUGGGAGGUGAACUACCAACAGGACAUCCCUGUGGCCCCACGCUUCGACGUCAACGCUCCUGAUCUGUACAUUCCGACUAUGGGUUUCAUCACGUACAUUUUGGUUGCUGGGCUGGCACUGGGCACACAGAACAAAUUCUCCCCAGAGCUGCUGGGAGUCCAGGCCAGCUCAGCGUUUGUGUGGCUGGUCAUGGAGGUGCUCGCUGUCCUUCUGUCCCUGUACCUGGUGACCGUUAACACCGACCUCACCACUAUAGACCUGCUGGCUUUUGCUGGCUACAAAUAUGUUGGCAUGAUUGUUGGCGUAGUCUUGGGCUUGUUAUUUGGGCGGCUAGUCUACUACCUUUCCCUACUCUGGUGCUGUGCGGCCAUAUUUGUAUUCAUGAUUCGGACCCUGCGCCUGAAGCUCCUCUCCGAGUCGGCGGCUGAGGGCAGACUGGUUCGAGGGACGAGAAACCAGCUGAGGAUGUAUCUGACCAUGGCCAUAGCAGCCGCACAACCCGUCUUCAUGUACUGGCUCACCUUCCACCUGGUCAGAUAA